GCGCGCGCUCAAUUUCUUGCUCCUGACCUUCAUCUCUCAUAGAAAUUCUACCUCUAAUUCUACCUCUGGCAUGAUGUCUUCCUCAAUGGCGGUAGACCCUUCAAAGCCGUACAAGUUGGACUUGGAGCAAUUCAUCGCGACUGCAGUGUCUGCGACGCCCGCCGAACUACACCCGUUCUUCCAAAGUUUCCAAACUCUUUACAAUCGAAAGCUAUGGCACCAGCUUACACUCAAGCUCUUCGAGUUCUUCGACCAUCCCCUUUCCAAGCCCUACCGCGUUGACACCUUUCUGCAAUUUGUUCGCGACUUUGAGAGCCGAUUGAAUCAACUCCGCCUCGUCGAGAUGGCUGUGAAGGUGUCGAAGGAGAUCGCCAACCCCCAAACACACGUCGAAUUUCUCUCCGAACUUCUCUCGCGCGUCAACACCGAAGCAUCGCCCGAAGCGCACGUCCUACUGCUCGCCACGAUCGCCGGCGUGAAGCUCACAUAUGGCGACCUCGAGGGCACGCGGACAGAUAUGGACGCUGCGUGGGCGGUGCUGGAGAAGUUGGAGGGUGUGGAUAACGGCGUGAAUGCGGCGUACUACGGCUUGGCGGCGGAGUAUUACCAGCGCAAAGGCGAAUAUGCCCCUUACUACAAGAACUCGCUGCUCUACCUCGCCUGCGUCGACAUCGACAAGGACAUGUCGCCAGAGGAGCGCUUGCAGCGGGCGUACCACUUGGCGCUGUCGGCCUUCCUCGGCGACACGAUCUACAACUUUGGCGAGCUGCUCAUGCACCCGAUCCUCGGCUCGUUGGACGGCACACCGCACGAGUGGAUCAAGAAGCUGCUUUUCACCUUCAAUGAGGGCAACAUCGGCAAGUUCGAGGCGCUUGCACCACUCUUCCCACAAGAGCCCCUCCUGCAAGCCAACUACCCCUUCCUACGCCAAAAAAUCUGCCUGAUGGCACUCAUCGAAUCCGUCUUCAAGCGCAGCGCAGAUAACCGGACAAUGGGCUUCCAGACGAUCGCCGAGGAGACGCGCCUGCCGAUCAAUGAGGUCGAGCACCUCGUCAUGAAGGCGCUCAGCCUCAAGCUCAUCCGCGGUUCGCUCGACCAGGUUGACCAGAAGGCUCAGAUCACGUGGGUGCAGCCGCGCGUGCUGUCGCGCGAGCAGGUGGGCGCGUUGGCGAAGCGGCUGGAGGACUGGGCGGCGAAGCUGGGCUCGGUGGAGCAGAGGCUGACGCCGGAGGUAUUGGUGGCAUCGUAAAGGGUUGAGUGGUAUGUGUAGCGGAGCAAUCCCAUUGUAUCAUAUUGGCAUGUGUUGAUGAGACGAACGGCUGAAGAGAU
This is a messenger RNA of Schizophyllum commune H4-8, 1329 nucleotides long. RefSeq lists its product as uncharacterized. Gene Ontology annotation, molecular function: structural molecule activity. The record is from RefSeq and is a predicted model, not a curated record. The transcript has 6 exons. Gene Ontology annotation, cellular component: nucleus; proteasome regulatory particle, lid subcomplex; cytosol. Gene Ontology annotation, biological process: ubiquitin-dependent protein catabolic process. The coding region runs from base 86 to 1249 and encodes 387 amino acids. Lineage: Eukaryota; Fungi; Basidiomycota; Agaricomycetes; Agaricales; Schizophyllaceae.